AAUAGUUGAAACUGCCGACUCCUCGUGCCGAGAUCGUACAUGUGGGGAUUGUUUUGCUGGUGGUGGACUGACCCUCCUGGGCUCAACAGGAUCUGUCCACGGCCAUGGCUACGCUGGGGAAGAUCAUCUUCUACAGCAUGGUCACACUCAUCGUCCUGUUCUCGGCCCUCAUCAUCCUCAUCUUGGCUGUGACCUUGGCAGGAGUCACAUUCAGAAUAAAGAGCGCCAACAAGACUCCUGUUGGGAACCUUGGUAAAGAACAGCUACUGAGCUGCUUCCUCAACACGGACAGUGACCAGAUCAACGACAUGUCGGUCACCUGGGUGAAGACAGGAUCCACCGGCAUCGUUCACCAGUACUCAGAGGGAGUGGAGGAUCUGUCAGACCAGGACUCCCGGUACAUCGGCAGGACUCGCUUAUUCCAGGACUCUUUGCUUCAAGGCAAUGGCUCUUUGCUGCUGAGGGGUUUGAGGCGCUCGGACGAGGGGGAGUACAGGUGCUCCAUCGAGUCGUCUGAGGGCAGCGGCGACAUCACCAUUCAUCUCAGGACAGGAGCCUAUUCAGCUCCAACGUUUACCUUUGCGAGCGGCGUCCUGAAGGCCGAGGCGGCGAGGUGGUUCCCCAAACCUGAAGUCACCUGGACCGACUCCGCGGAGAACAUCCUGAAGGCUGAAACAGACAUGUCGGAGAACUCGGAGGGAAUCUUCAGCUUCACCAGCAGGCUGAAAGAAGUCAACAGCAGCUCCACUUACUACUGCAACGUCCAGAACCAGCUGGUCAAGUCAGUCUCUGAAGCCAUCCUCACAGGAACUGGAGUGCAGGAUAAUUCCUACUUCAUCUUCAGUUCGGCUACAUCCCAGCUGGUGUCUCACCUGAGUCUCACCGCCGCCCUCCUUUGCCUCGCUUAUGUCACAUGAUCAGCAAGGCUCCUCAAUGGUCGCACUUUUGUCAAUGUAUAUAAAACAGUCAACCUGAAAUUUUUGCUAGAUCGUGUUUUCAGAGGUUUAAACCGUGCGCUUGUCUGUAACUAUUUUGUGAAUUAUCAUUAACUGAAAUGUAAAAAUGCCAAUAGAACAUGUUUUAUGUUUCAAUAAAAGCCAGGAACACAUGAU
Messenger RNA from Synchiropus splendidus (mandarinfish), 1112 nucleotides. It is a transcript of the gene vtcn1, whose product is annotated as V-set domain containing T cell activation inhibitor 1. Lineage: Eukaryota; Metazoa; Chordata; Actinopteri; Syngnathiformes; Callionymidae. The coding region runs from base 105 to 917 and encodes 270 amino acids. The transcript has 5 exons. The record is from RefSeq and is a predicted model, not a curated record.